CAGGACCCAGUCCUUCCCUCUAACCGAGCCGGCAGCCUAUUACCUCCUCAGUUCUCCGCCCAUUCCUUUACAGGCGAUUCUUUGGGAAGGUAUUGUCAUGCAAAUAAAGGACGCGUAAAAUAUUCCCCCGGAGCGCAGCGCUGGGCAGAGACUCACACGGACCGCGAGGAGGACUCAAUCCGGGGCCACACGGUGGAUUUGUAUUCUUUGCGUCGCUGCAAAGCCGUCCAUCUGUCACAGACCCGCCGGCCUCAUGAGCAGCGACAUACAGCCAGGAAGCAGGUCGGGCCGUUAAAGGAAAAGCGGCGGGAACACCGAAGCCUUGUGGAGAGGUCACACUUCCAGUCUCCCCCCUGUGAAUACGGUGCUGCCUCUUCGCCAUCCCCUUGAGUAAACUACCUGCUGCUGCCACGGGAGGGAAGCUCUAACUAGAGACCCCUGGAUCGCUUGAGAGCAUCCUUUAAUUUUGUAGGGGGAUUUCCUCAGAAAUUAACAUUUUUGCACACCAAGUGUGCCGUUUCUCUUCUUGUCCUUUUUGGGAUAUAUACAGUGCUCAUUUUCCCCUUUUUUAGAACCUUAACGUGCCUUUAGAAGUUGGUCAUCAUCCAGUGUAACUGUGGCAUUCUUACCAGACCAGAGACGCUCAACGAGGAGAGGAAAAACACCAGCUUUAGAGCGCAGGCAGGAUUACUUCUCUGCGAGCCUCCAGCGAGCUUCAGCCAUGAGCCAGGCGGAUGUGUCGACUUGCUCCGCGCCGCAGAGGGUGUUCCAGGAGGCGGUGAAGAAGGGCAACACAAAGGAGCUGCACUCGUUGCUGCAGAACAUGACAAACUGCGAGUUCAACGUCAACUCCUUCGGGCCAGAAGGACAGACUGCCCUGCACCAGUCCGUCAUAGACGGCAACCUCGAGUUGGUGAAACUACUAGUGAAGUUUGGCGCAGAUAUCCGACUGGCCAACAGGGAAGGGUGGAGCGCUUUACACAUCGCCGCCUUCGGGGGUCACCAAGACAUUGUGCUAUACCUCAUCACCAAGGCCAAGUAUUCCUCUGGCGCUCGGUGAUCUGUCUCUGCUGUCAGGUAAAAAAUAGAAAAAAA
Molecule: messenger RNA, 1095 nt
Organism: Oryzias melastigma (Indian medaka)
Lineage: Eukaryota; Metazoa; Chordata; Actinopteri; Beloniformes; Adrianichthyidae
Gene: nrarpa
Product: NOTCH regulated ankyrin repeat protein a
Exons: 2
Coding region: 722-1060 (112 amino acids)
Cellular component (GO): cytoplasm
Molecular function (GO): phosphatase regulator activity; protein binding; enzyme inhibitor activity
Source: RefSeq, a predicted model, not a curated record